AGCCAGACCGCCGCCACCGCGGGCUGAAGCUAUACCAGCUGCCCUUCCCUCCCCAUCUUGCCUGGUACCAUUCGAUUACUGUCUUGCUCGUUAUAAUAGUGAAGAUACUAUCUGGUUUGAGCUUCUAUCAUGGCGACCAUAUCUACGUACUUGCGGAACUUCAAGGAGCCCACAAAAGAGCAGCAGACAGAGUUGUUUUUUGCGAUUCCUCCAGCACGGCCUGAUGCGCAGGGUGAGAAGGGUUUACAGAACCAGCUUGAGAAGAUGGAAAUCACUGCCAUCCUCUCGCUGCAGGGUGAAGAUGUGUAUCCAGGAAAGCUAUACCUUAUACCACCGUACCUCGCCUUCAUAGCGCAUGAUCGCAAGUCGACGCGGUUCACAAUCCCUUUGAGUACCAUCCGUCGUGUAGAGCGGCUCAAUGCGCGGGCAGGUGUCUACGCGCUCGGCCUCUCGGUGUGGCAUGACAUGAAGAUCGUUGUCCAGUUGACUUCAUUACGGCCCACCGCGGAUCUGUUCUGCUCGUUGCUCCGUGAUGCACUCAAGGCAGAACUGCAGCAAGGCAGGAUGAAGACGGUCAAGAACUUCGUCAAGACAUGCUACUCUGAGAUCCUCAUUGCUGCUGCUGAUAAUGAGGAGAAGGGCAUAGACGCUGUGAAGGCUGCUGAAGCUGCUGCUGCGGAUGCGGACUCGAUGUACCUUGGUGGUCUGGGGCUGAAGUUUAAGUUUCCUGGCGAUCCUAAGAAACUCCGUGAAGCAUCCAAAACUAAGUUGUGGAUGAGCUAUUUGAAGACACAUGGCCGUAAUCUCACCCUCCUUCGGUACCCUCAAUGCACGCGUCUGGUGCAGGUCGGUCUCCCGAAUAGACUGCGAGGGGAAAUGUGGGAAACAUUGUGCGGCUCUCUGUACCUCCGCUAUGAGAAUCCGGGUUUCUACGACCGCGUUCUGGAAGAGAAUACAGGACGAACGAACACCAGUACGGAGGAGAUAGAGAAGGACCUACAUCGCAGUCUUCCGGAGUACUCGGCAUAUCAAUCGGAAGAGGGUAUCGCAUCACUACGCCGAGUACUUCAAGCGUACUCUUUCAAGAACCCUGAAACAGGCUAUUGCCAGGCUAUGAACAUACUUGCAGCAGCAAUUUUGAUCUAUAUGUCCGAGGAGCAGGCAUUCUGGCUGCUGGAAGUGAUUUGUGACCGGCUGUUGCCUGGAUACUAUAGUCCGUCUAUGCAUGGGACACUACUGGAUCAACGUGUGUUCGAAUCACUUGUCCAUCGAUGUCUGCCCAUCAUCCACGACCACUUCCAGCAAGUCGACGUGCAGCUAUCGGUCGCAUCUUUACCUUGGUUUCUGAGUUUGUUCAUCAACAGCAUGCCCAUGGUAUUCGCGUUCCGAAUUAUUGAUUGCUUCUUCUGUAUGGGUCCGAGAGUUCUCUUCCAAGUAGGACUUGCUAUUCUGAAGAUCAAUGGAGAGAAUCUGUUGAAGAUACAAGACGAUGGCGGCUUUAUUCAGUUAAUGCGCGCAUACUUCGCUUCACUCGGCGAAUCUGCUCACCCAUACUCCACUGAUCCGCGAGCGCGGGCCAUAACGCGCUUCCAGGAGCUCCUGUUGGUCUCCUUCCGCGAAUUUGCUGUCAUCACAGACGACACUAUCCUCAGCGAGCGACGCAAGUACAGAUCAGAGAUCGUCAACAGCAUCGAAUCCUUCUCUAAGCGAUCAGCGAUUCGGAACCUUAAGUCUCUAGGACGCUUCACGAAGGAGCAGGCAGGUUUGGUGUACGACGCGCUCUUCAAGGCCGUAUGUAUCGUUCCUCCGCCAUCCAUGUCGCUCCCGCCGCCUUCCCUUCUGACGACGAAAGACGGUGCCGAGGAGCGUCCGGAGACGAGAAUAGGUUUGCGAACAUUCAGGGUGUUCCUCAGCGAAAUCUGUACGUGGGCACGAGAUGAGAAGAUCGUGUCAAACGGCUUCCAGCAAAGAGUAGACCGUGAAGUUCCUGAGCAUGAGCUUAUUGAUCGCCUAUUCUUCUUCUGGGACACGUCGUAUCGUGGUUCCCUUUCUUUCCAGGACUUGAUCUCUGGUUUAGACGGCGUGAUGUUUAACGAUCUUAUGGAGAAUAUCGAGUGGUUCUUCAAUUUGCAUGAUAAGAAUAAGGACGGGUUCCUUACGAAGGAUGAAGUUCUAACAUUAUCCGAGUCCCUCUUGUUCAUCUUCCGGUAUGAAGUUGGCGAUGCAUACCUGGGCGCGGUCAGUCGCUUCAUGUCGAACGCGUUCGAAUACGGCGAUGCUCUACUUCCCCGUCCCGAGGGUACCGACCCUUACGGCGAACCACCGCAAAUUGAGUCGAAUCAACCGUACAUAAAUCUUGCAACCUUCCGUAUGGUGGUGCUGGCAGAUGAGAUCCUGGAAUCCUUCUUCGAGGCCGAUUUCACCUCGACCUUCAGGCUAGAGCCAGUACCGUUAGACAUCCCGAAUUCCAAUGCCUCCUUGCUCGGCGGUAUAUGGUCCAACAUCACCAGCGACGACAACCGUAAGAUCUUCAACAGCGUUACGGACCAAAUCGGGAAGACGAUCGGGAAGCAUCAGGUGUACCAUCGUCCAGCAAUUGGAAAGUAUGCAUCCCUUGAGGAGCCGAAGGCGCGGGAGUCGCUGCUCACGCCGACCAUGCGCCACUCAACUUCCAAGGGUAGCCUCAAGACUGCAGACAGCUCGACCGAGGUGUCCGUGUCAUCGCCCACGUCUACGACUUUAACGGCAACGUCAUCUAACAUGAACAUCGAGCCGCCAGAAUCCUCGGUAUCCACUGAAUUCUCUCCUAUGCCGAACAUGAUCCAGGCUGCCGCGAAUGCCGCAGCAUAUAUGGAACGGACACCGUUUGCUAUUGAUGAUGCGAAGGAUGAAGAGGACGAUACCGAGGAUGAAAGCGGUAUGGAGGAGGACGAUAGUGUCAUGGAUGAGGUCGAUGCAUUCCUGGAGGAGCAUGACACAGGGUUGACUGAGGCUGAGCGAGAGCUCGCGAAGGACUUAAUGAACGCGGAGCCGGUGUAAGUUCAAGUGAACUGGUCAAUCUGUGGACACUCUAAGGAUGGUCGCAUGUAUUAUUCUCACUCAACCUUGUAUAGUAUCUAUAGCGCUCAUCACACAUCAUUCUAUGCACAUAACACUAUUUUAGAUGGGCACAGUGAUGCGAUGGGUACAGAUCAGAUGGAGGCAAGCAAUACUAAUGUUUGGCGCCACUACACCCGUAGCACAUUCCGGUAAAUUCGCAUUGCAACGAACUUACGGAUAGCGUAGAACGUAGAAGACUAGGAGAAAGACACUGAGUAGGCGAAAGGCUUAGAUAUGCUCUGAAAAGUGCUUUUGGCACGCCACAUGUAUUGGGGGUACACUGCUGGGUAUAUAUAUACACGAC
This is a messenger RNA of Laetiporus sulphureus 93-53, 3403 nucleotides long. RefSeq names its product TBC-domain-containing protein. The record is from RefSeq and is a predicted model, not a curated record. Gene Ontology annotation, molecular function: calcium ion binding. The transcript has 19 exons. Bases 130 to 3039 code for a protein of 969 amino acids. NCBI's taxonomy places the organism in Eukaryota, Fungi, Basidiomycota, Agaricomycetes, Polyporales, Laetiporaceae.